AGUCCUAAAGGCUGCGCGGGGAGGCGAGGUGGUGGCGGCACGCGAGCAAGCAACAAGAAGAGGAGGAGGAAGAAAAGAAAGAACACCAACAGCAGCAAUAAUAACAAUAAAAACACGUGAGAAAGGAAGAAAGGAAGGAGGGGAGUAAAUAAACCAAAACAACAAUUUCGUAAGAACAACGAAAACAACAACAACAAUAACUAUUACUACUACUACUACUACUACUACUACUACUACUACUACUACUACUACUACUACUACUACUUCUACAAAGAUGGCUACCUCCAAUACUGCUGUGUUUUUACAAGACGAGAUUACCUGUGAAAUGCGUGACAGAGCUUAUCGAAUAUGUCGCGACUACCUGCAUGGCGCCUGGAAACUCAUCACGCCUCACGAAAUGGUCAUCAAGCAAAUCAGCGGCGGCUUGUCUAACCUGCUGUACUACUGUGCCCUGCCCGCCUCCAACCCCCCCAAGGCCACUGAGCCCUCCGAGGUGCUGCUCAGGAUCUACGGACAGGUUCACGGAGAGGAUGCGCUGGAGUCUGUGUUGGCAGAGAGUGUAAUCUUUGCCUUGCUGUCAGAGCGUCGCCUUGGUCCCCGCCUGUAUGGAGUGUUUCCCGGCGGCAGGCUGGAGCAAUUUAUUCCAGCCCGCCCACUCUUCACACGGGAGUUGGCAGACCCAGACCUCUCGGCUAUCAUUGCCACCAAGAUGGCCAACAUUCAUGCCCUCAAUGUGCCCAUCAGCAAGGAGCCCUGCUGGAUCUGGAAUACCAUGGAGAGGUGGCUACGAACCAGCCAGGGGUUCCUGAGCCAGAAGCCGCAGCUCAGCAUGGAGGAGGACGGCAGCUUGGUGGAACGCCUGCAGAAGAUUGACUAUCGUGGUGAGAUGGAAUUCCUGAGGCAGGUGGUGGCCAAGGUGCAGUCCCCAGUUGUGUUUGCCCACAACGAUAUGCAGGAGGGCAACAUUCUCCUGAAGACUGGACCCAAGCCAGCCACAGGAAAUGACCGCAUUGCUCUCAUUGAUUUUGAGUAUUGUUCCUACAACUACCGUGGCUUUGACCUGGCCAACCACUUCUGUGAGUGGGUGUAUGAGUACAAGCUUCCUGUGCACCCAUACUUCACUGUGGACUGCGACAACUACCCCAGUAGGCAGAAGCAGGUUAACUUUAUCCGCACCUACCUGGAUACCUACGAGAGGACCAGGCGAGGCAAGCCGGCCGUAGCACAGGCUCAGGCAGCAUCCAUGGGUAAUGGUGUCGAGGAGCCCAUUGCCUCCAUGCACCACAAUGGGAGCUCCGAGGUACCUGCAUUACACUCUCCACCCAGCCACCCUGCAGAAGAGACACUGCUGCAGGAGGUGGCGGCCUUCACACCUGCCUCACACCUGUUCUGGGCACUGUGGUCCAUCGUGCAGAGCCAGGUGUCCACCAUUCCCUUCGGAUACAUGGAAUAUGCAGUGACCCGAAUGGAGCACUACUUCAAGGACAAGGCAAAGCUGCGUCUGGACCAGCUGACCAAACGCAAGUCUGACGCCAUCACAGAGGAGGGCUAGUGUGGACAACACCUCACAGGAACACCCAGAAAGAGCUACAACUGAGGACGCUUGGUGCCUUAGAACUAUGCUGGGUUAGGCUGUGUUUUUCUCUAUUCAAAUGGGAGGGAAGAGGGACCAUGGUGCUAAUGUUAACUCUGUGUGUGAGUGGGAGGGUCUCUAUGAGUGGUGGAUGUGCUUCUUCCAGCUGUCUGUCAGCUGUCUAUCAAUAACUGACACGACAGCUGGUUUUUAUCUUCCUCUAGUGGUGGUGUCAUUGCAAUCAGUUCAUCGUAACUCUUGAGGGAUGCAGUGAUGUGUGUUGCUCUGAGGUGGUGAGUCUUUUCAGUGGCACCUCACACACAUUGCUUUACUGAGCACAUCGUUCACAAAGACACAAUUCCUUCUGAUGGUUUGUGUCUUUGGAGUAAAUUUAUGAAUGAACUUCCCAUAUGUUUAUUCUUUGUUUUUGUCUAUUUAUUUAUUGUUUUUUCUUAGCUUGAUAGAAUGAUGGGAAGGUUUAGACCAUUCAGUAGUUGCUGUGACUGUGUCUGUGUAUGAUAUCAGUGUAUGAACAGCCUGUGAUCAUAGAAAUGUUAUAGUGUGACAACAUUCUCAAGUUGAAACAAAUUCUUGAGUGUCUGGUAGGAAAUCUGUGAUUGGGCAUUAACUAUGUUCACAUUUCCUCUUCUUCUUCCUCCUUUUUUUCUAAACCAGAGAUACAGUGUUACAUUUUACCUUUAUUUUAAACUAGUAUAGUUAUUAGUUUUAAAGCCAAACUGUGGGGAUAGAUAUUUUAAGAGGGAGAGGUAGGGAAGGGGAGAAAAUGUAGGAGUGUAUACAUAUAUGUGUGUGGGCUGUGACAACUCUCCUACACUGUGAUGGCUGGCACCUCUCCGUCCCUCAUGUUUGUAAAUACCUCAGAAUGUCCCUCAUCAUCCACCAGUUCACUCAUAUAUGCCACAGGGGGGACGGCGGGGGCUGGCCCACUCAUUAUGUCCUCCACCUGGUGUCUCCACAGAGCUUGCAAGUUAUAACUGGAGAUAACAUUAGGGUUUUCUGUUCAUGAUGGGCUGCUUGUGUGCUGCAGUGCCAUGGCUUAAGGUUAUAAGCACAAUGCCACCUUUAUCACUUAACAUUCACACUUUCAUGGUCAGGAGUGUGUUGGUAUUCUACAUCCACAUUGUGUUUGCUGUUUCCCUGAUGUCCAACAAAUGUUUAGUACCCCAGAGGAUUUCAUAUACAGGGAGAAUACUAAUGCAUCAGUGAAUGUGGAAUGUUGACAAGUUUCGGUCCAUGAGUGUACAAGCCAGUGUUACAUCACAUCCACAUCAACACUUAUCAAGAGUUCAAAAAAGGAAAUACAGACUUGCUGGCAGUCUUGAGAAACGUUCCUCACUCGUAUCAAGGUUAUUUAAAAGUCAUUUGGUGAAGCUUCCUAUGAACACUAUACAUCUGGGGUCAAAGUUAAGGUUGUCACUGAAUGACCAAGACACUCAUGUAUCUUUUGAGUGUCUCAUGGAAACAUUGCAAAAUUUAUCAGAAAGCUGGAUGAACUGGCUGUUGAGGCUGUCACAGGGUACUGAAGCCUGACAGGACACUGAAGCUAAGGCCAUGUUCAGAAAUGUUUUGCUCUCUCACCACUACUAUUUUCAAGGGCCAUAGAGAUAAUUGGCCAGGUUCUCAAGGGAGUUUCUUAUGUUACUGCUGCAGAAAUCUAGAACCUUGAAAACAUCCUUAAAAAUCUGUGUCACUUGAAGUAUAGCCUUGUGAAUAUAGUGGUGUAAUGCAUAAGUGUUUGAGAAUAUGGUGCAAGUCUGGUAUGUUACCAGGAGUGAUGACCAGGGCCUCAGUGAACUGUCAGCCUUGUCUGCCCUGAGGUGCUGUGCACUGCAGUGCUGCAUCACAAGGCUGCCAGAAUUGGUCAAAAUUUCUCAAGCAUUAUAUGGGAGUUAUGAAUCACUCAUUGUCUUUGAUCACAGAAAGUAUAUACAGUGAAGUGGAUUAAAUAGUUAGGUCUUUAAUUUAUGUGGAGUUACUGGGUAUUAUACAGACAGUAAGACCGUUUUGUAUCCAGUAUUUUAUAUGACCAUUUCUCUUAUUUGGUAAAGAAAACGAAAGUUCCUUUCAUGACAGAAUAAUGAUGUGUUUUAUGUAAUGACCUUGAAGAAAAUUAAAGAAAAAAAAAUAUAUUUGAAAGGAUUGUAAAAAUCUUGAAAAUUUACGAAAGAAAAAGGAGAAAAAAUGAAUAUAUGAAAAUCUACAAACAAGAUGCAAAAUGUCAUAUCAAAAAGAGCAUUAUUCUCUGAAAAAGAGAAACAAAAGAAAUAUGCUGUGUUUGUUGGCACUAAGAUGUACACCAUACAAAAAAAAUGUAAAGAAAAAGAGAGUACCAAUAUCAGUGUCUCCUGCAGCCACACUAUGGAAAAAGGCUGGGCACAGAAUGCAGGAUGGCCUGGUAUUAAAGAAAGUGCAGCUUUCAACUGACAAAUACAGUAUUUCAUAAAGAAAAAAAAAGAAAAAAAAAAACAUUCAAAGUUUCCCACACAAGUUUUGACAAGUUGUGUGAGCAGCAGUGUGACGGUGGGAGCAACAUUCCUGGUGCAUUUAGUUCAGCGUCACCCACAGUGAGCACUGAGAAGGUGGCUUCUAUUCUCCAAUGUGUCGCUGGCUUGACUACUUUUAGCUGGUUCUAAUGAAGUUGCAUAUUUACAGUCUUUAAGCUUUAUAAUUUUGCUAUUAGUUACACAGGCUUUAGUAGAAGGUGGUGUUGUUUAUGGUAUUUUUGUGAUUUUAUAGUAACACACUGUAUAUUUCAAGAAUAUUUUCAUGAAUCUAGUGACAGCGUAACAAUAACUCUGCACUGUCAGUGGGAAGAAACACGAUGAGCACCAUCUGUGAUGUGUGAGAACAGUGAUGGUGAGGGAACACAGCAUUUCAGAAUAUGAGCAAAUGCUUCCUUUAUCUUGGUGACUUGUGUAGUGGUGAGUGUCUGUCAUACACUCCGUAGCAUCCACUAGACUCACCCCAGGUUACCAAUCAAAAUAGGAAUGUGGGAAUGUGGCUUAUUUGAAGUAUACAAGAUGAAGGAGUAAGGGAGUCUGGGUAUGAGAUGGGGAAGAUGAUAGGGAGUGAGACAAGGAAGUGACAGAGGAGGAGGCAAGAAGUGAUAGGAGGGACUGUAGUGGCAGUUGCUUAGUGUGUGGAGGGAAAGGAAGGGACACAAGUGUGAUGACUGGCAUGGUGAGGACUGGGAAAACCGUCAGUCAUCCAGUCAUAAUGUAAAUAUAAGUAACAUAAAUUAAUGAUGAGUUAUGUUCUUUUAAAUAUCUUUAUAAAAUGAAAAUUUAUAAAGUGAAUUUUUGAAAUGUUUCUAGUAAAUACGCUUUUUAACAUUCUUUAAUGUAGUCCUCUUAGACUUUCAAUUAAUUGAAAAUUCAGCUUUGUAAAUUGAGGCAAAGACAAACUUACUUCACUAGUUGGAAAAAUUUUAAAUUGGAUGUUUGUAAACUGCAUUUUUCCUAUAAAAUGUUUUGCUGCCUUCAUGACUGUCACAGAGGUGGACAGCCUUGCUCUAUCUUCCAUGUCACUGGGCAAGUUGUGAAGUAACAAUGAGUCUGGUGGGAUGGUGCAACAAGCUGUGAGUGGACAUGAGUUUGUAAGUCAGUCUUUACUUGGCACUUGUGACAACACUGCGGCACAGUUUGGGAGUUUGGAUCCUGCAAGACAGGAAUGCAGGGCUGCCUAGUGAAGUAUGGUGGUGACACACAACCACUGCAGCCUGUGAUGUGCUGGCUAGUGAUGUAGGCACACUUGUGUCCCCCUCUCCUCUCAGUGAUAUUACUACUUUAAGUCCCUCAAACAUUGCAACUGUUACUGAUUGAUGCUCUUACUUGCUGAUUGGCUAAUUGUUCUUUGUUUUAUAACGUGUGACAGACUGACCAUCUUGUCCAUUGACGAACAAAAUAGAAGGGACUCAUGUAUCCAGUCACAUGACAGUUUAUCCAGUGCUGCUGAUGGUGGGGGCCAUGUGUCACUGCUGUGGUGUGAAUCGACUGGUGUAUCUUCCUCUCAGAUCUCUAAGGGGUGUGGAACAUAACAGCUGCAUUCAUGUGAUAUAGUAGUACUGUAUGUAUAUAGGUAUAUAUAUUUUUUCCAUUACUCAUUAUUAUAUACAUGUUAAUACAUAUUCCAUUUUUAA
Messenger RNA from Portunus trituberculatus (swimming crab), 5732 nucleotides. Its product is annotated as choline/ethanolamine kinase-like. The transcript has 9 exons. The record is from RefSeq and is a predicted model, not a curated record. Gene Ontology annotation, cellular component: cytoplasm. Gene Ontology annotation, biological process: CDP-choline pathway; phosphatidylethanolamine biosynthetic process. Gene Ontology annotation, molecular function: ethanolamine kinase activity; choline kinase activity. NCBI's taxonomy places the organism in Eukaryota, Metazoa, Arthropoda, Malacostraca, Decapoda, Portunidae. Bases 275 to 1552 code for a protein of 425 amino acids.